CUAAACUAUUUGGACUGCAGUUCGGAGUCGGAAAACACCAGCGAUGAGGACGAGUUGGACGACUCGUCUUCAUACAAGAAUUUGGAGACUUUCCAGAAGCGGCACUUCCGGCGAAAAUUCAAAGUCAAGCGCAGGAAUAGUCGAGUGAAACCCAACGAAACACAACAACAGGCCACCAGUCAGGCCCGGGAGGCCGUCUCCUAUCGGGAGUUUGUGCUCCACAAUAAGGCGCCCCUUUGGAACGAAGUGAGCCAGGUCUAUCAGUUGGAUUUUGGUGGUAGGGUUACCCAGGAGUCCGCCAAGAAUUUCCAAAUUGAAUAUCAAGGCAAACAGGUUAUGCAAUUCGGCCGAAUCGAUGGCAACGCCUAUACACUAGACUUUCAGUACCCGUUCAGUGCAUUACAAGCGCUGGCCGUCGCGUUGGCUAACGUUACGCAACGCUUGAAAUAAAGCGAAAGUGACUUAAACCGUGAAUAAGUUUUCAUAUAUAAUAUAUACUACUUGUCAGUGGAAAGGGAUGGGAAAAGUAAAGGGGAAACACACGGGUGUGGACAGACAUUCUAGUGGACUAAUACACAAGGAUUUAUAUACAAGUGAGAGAGAAGCUCUCGAUAUAUACUUUGCAUUUCGCUUAAGACCUCAUAAUAUUCAACAUAAAUAAGACUUUUUUGGUUAAGUUUAUGGAUUUUGCGACUAUCGUAUGAAACAAAUCAAAACCGUAUUAUUAAUAUAAGAUAUACUUAUGAGCAGAAUAUUUAGUGUCAAAAACAGUUUUUGUUUGUUUCCAUUGGACAUAAUAUUUUAAGCAAAUGUUUUACUAAAUCGUUAGCGUUUUUGGAAAUAUUUUUUAAUUAAAAUCGACUCAACAUUUGAUUUUAAAAUGUAAAUUAUUGUUAGGAAUGUGUGCGACAAAAACUAUAAACAAUACACAUUUUAGCCAUACGUUUGAAUCAAAAUAUCAUUUCCAAUAGUUUGAAAGUUUCAAAUUGAAACACACUUUCAAACCACACAAACAAUAGCAUGAAUUU
Oppiella nova is the source of this 1028-nucleotide messenger RNA. The record is from the annotation of a GenBank genome assembly. Lineage: Eukaryota; Metazoa; Arthropoda; Arachnida; Sarcoptiformes; Oppiidae.